CCUGCGCGCACCUGUCCUACCCCAGCCAGGAACCCCGAGCGUAGAGCUAAGCCGAGGCGGGGCUGCCAGGUUGGCCCCCAAAGGGAUGCAAUCGCCCGAGCGGCGAGACCAGCCCCGCUCGCCCCUGGCUGCGGCCGCGCCGCACCCGCCCUCGGCCGGCGACAUGGCCCUGUACUGCGGCGACAACUUCGGCGUGUACUCGCAGCCCGGCCUGGCCGCGCCCGCCGCCCCUGCCGCCCCUGGCGCGUCCUCGGCCGCCCGCGCGCCCUAUACGCUGGCCGACUACGGCGCGCCGCCGCCGGGCACUCCGAACCCCUACCUGUGGCUCAACGGGCCCAGCGUGGGCGGCUCUCCUGCAGCCGCUUACCUGGGCGCCCCGCCGCCGCCACCGCCUCCCGGGGCCGCGGCCGGACCCUUCCUGCAACCGCCGCCCGGCGCGGGCACCUUCGGCUGUGCGCAGCGGCCCUUCGCGCAGCCCGCGCCCACCUCGCCCGCCGCCGCGCCCGGGGCUGCCGGGGCGCCUGGGGAGCUGGGCUGGCUGUCCAUGGCCAGCCGCGAGGAUCUGAUGAAGAUGGUGCGGCCGCCCUACUCCUACUCGGCGCUCAUCGCCAUGGCCAUCCAGAGCGCGCCUGAGCGCAAGCUCACGCUCAGCCACAUCUACCAGUACGUGGCCGACAGCUUCCCCUUCUACCAGCGCAGCAAGGCCGGCUGGCAGAACUCCAUCCGCCACAACCUGUCGCUCAACGACUGCUUCAAGAAGGUGCCCCGCGACGAGGACGAUCCAGGAAAAGGCAACUACUGGACUCUGGAUCCAAACUGUGAGAAAAUGUUUGACAACGGGAACUUCCGCCGGAAGAGGAAGCGACGCUCUGAAGCUGGCAACAGCUCUUCGGCAGCCCUGGGGACAUCAAAAUCAGAAGAAGGACAGGGGGCCGGGGAAGGCAGGAAGGUGGAAGGAGGCAGCCCCCCCUCCCUGCUGCGGCUCCCACAGUCCCCGGAGCCCCCCGAGGGCACCAAGAGUACUGCCUCCUCCCCGGGCUCCUCCCUGCUCAGCUCCACGCCCUGCCUCAGCACCUUCUUCAGCAGCCUCAACGCCCUUGGUGGCGGUGGCAGUGGGGGCACCCAGCGGGCCUUCCACGGCAGCCGCCACCUGGGCAUCCAAGGCGCCCAGCUGCCCUCCAGCAGCCCGUUCUCCUCCACCUCCAUCCCCGAGGCCUCUUCUGACGCCUUGCAGCUGAGUAGCGGCCCUAACAGCAACCAGCGAUCUUCCUACUACAGCCCUUUGCCCGCCAGCACCAGCACGGGCCAGAGCAGCCCCUUCAGCAACCCUUUCUACAACUUCAGCAUGGUCAACACCCUCGUCUACCCCCGGGAGGGCUCGGAGGUGUAGAGACAGACCCUGCAGCUGAAUCGAGCUUCUGGGUAGUCUGUGGUCCGGAGAAGCAGAGAACUCUUAAUCUUAACUCCAACGAGCAUUUCCAGGUGUCUCUGGACCUGUCUACUCAGACACAGGUAGCCUGUGAGCCCUGUGUGGGCUGGGACAAUCUGUUCUGUCUCUGUGUCCCAGGGUGGCAAGCCCAGGUGUGUCCCACUGUUCCAAAACAUAAGCCAGCAGGUUCCCGACUGGGAAAACCACAGCAGCUGGCACUGAAGCAGUAGAGAGAGGUCGGCGGAAGCCUGCCUUGAGUAGCUGGUUGUCUUCUCCAUGGCAGGGUGCUGAUUUUUCAAGAAAAGCCAGGUAAUAAGGGUUUUUGUAGGAAAUGCCACAAAUCCUUGAACUCUGAGCAGCUCCCAGCUCCUCUCUGUCUGGUAUCCAGUGGAUACCGGUAGCAAUUGAACUGUAGGUGCAGCCCUGUGUUCCAAGUGCUCUGUCGACGGCUGGCCACCUCUUCUUAACCCACUAUCCUCCCAGCAGCCGUGGGACACAGGCAUGCCCAGCCCUCCUUUUCAUUUUGAAGGAAGUACAACUCUGAGACGUUAGGUAACUACUGAACAUUGUGGAGCCAGGGAGAACUUGUAACUUCUGUGUUUUAGCUCCUAAAAACCAGCCAACCUCACGGGCAGACUUCUGUAAGAAUAAAAAAGGAUGGGGCUAGAUCACAC
Cavia porcellus (domestic guinea pig) is the source of this 2103-nucleotide messenger RNA. It is a transcript of the gene Foxi3, whose product is annotated as forkhead box I3. The transcript has 2 exons. Lineage: Eukaryota; Metazoa; Chordata; Mammalia; Rodentia; Caviidae. Gene Ontology annotation, biological process: anatomical structure morphogenesis; cell differentiation; regulation of transcription by RNA polymerase II. The record is from RefSeq and is a predicted model, not a curated record. Gene Ontology annotation, molecular function: DNA-binding transcription factor activity, RNA polymerase II-specific; RNA polymerase II cis-regulatory region sequence-specific DNA binding. Bases 86 to 1390 code for a protein of 434 amino acids.